UUCACUUUGCCUUGUGUGACAGUUUUAUUACUUUGUUGAAUGGACUUCUGCAUAAGAUAUGUGUUGUGACAUUUUUUCUUUCAUAAUUAUUUCCAUUUACAUCUAAUUUCAAUGCUUUUGUGUUGAAACAUGUUCAAGAUUUGUCAAAAGAUAUUGAAAACAACGAAUGCAUCGUUUAACUUGAAUUUCCUCCAAGUACGACCACAAAGAUUACAUUCAAAAGGGUUUACAGUAACCAUAUGGAGAUCAUACAGCACCAAAAGUAGAAAAACCGAGAAUAUAUCUUUGAUUGAUUUUCCACCUGAGAGAAUAAGAAAUUUCUGCAUCAUUGCUCAUAUUGAUCAUGGAAAAAGUACCUUGGCAGAUAGGAUGCUUGAAAUCACAGGUGUAAUACCUGAGAACCAGAAGAAUGAACAGGUGUUGGACAAACUCCAGGUGGAGCGGGAGCGGGGGAUCACAGUGAAGGCUCAGUCAGCCAGUCUCUUCUAUGAUGUGGAGGGCAUUACCUACCUCCUUAAUCUGGUGGACACCCCAGGUCAUGUAGAUUUCAGCUACGAGGUUUCCAGAUCUCUUUCAGCAUGUCAAGGAGUUAUUCUCUUAGUAGAUGCUAAUCAGGGAGUGCAAGCUCAAACAGUCGCCAACAUGUACCUUGCAAUAGAAGCAGGAUUAGAACUCAUUCCAGUAUUAAACAAAAUUGACUUAAAGGGAGCUAACCCAGAGGUGGUUUCCAAACAAAUUCAAAAUCUCUAUCCUGUCACUGAUGAUGAAAUACUUAAGAUUUCAGCAAAAUUGGGAAUUGGUGUUGCGGAAGUUUUAGAAGCUGUAGUCAAGAGAAUUCCACCCCCACCAGCUGAUCAGAAGAAGCCCUUUAAAGCUUUAGUGUAUGACUCCUGGUUUGAUAAGUUUAAAGGAAUUAUAUGUAAUGUCGCAGUCAAGGAUGGAGCUGUUAUGAAAGGUGAUAAGGUAACAUUCCAUCAUGCUAAGAAGAGCUUUGACAUACAAGAAGUUGGGAUUCUCCAUCCAGAGCAAACUCCUACAAAUAUACUGUUAGCAGGACAGGCUGGUUAUGUGAUUGCAAAUGUAAAAAGUAGCACAGGAACUCUUGUUGGAGACACAAUGUAUCAUAAAUCCACUCCUGUUGAUCCACUCCCAGGUUUCAGGCCUGCCAAACCUAUGGUAUUUGCAGGAAUUUACCCAAUAGAUCAAUCACAAUACACAAAGUUACGAGAAUCCAUCACCAAGCUUACAUUUAAUGAUUCCAGUGUUAGUGUAGCCCAGGACUCCAGCGCUGCCCUUGGUGUGGGAUGGCGUCUGGGAUUUUUAGGUCUCCUUCAUAUGGAUGUGUUCAAAAUGAGGCUAGAACAAGAGUUUGAUGCUAGUGUUAUAAUAACAGCUCCAAAUAUACCUUACAAAGUUCGUAUAAUAGGUGCUAAAAAUAUAAAGCAAUAUAAAGGUGAAGAAGUGAUGGUCCUCAAUCCAUGCAAGGUAUUGUAUAUUGGAGAAUUUUAUUACUUCAGUUUACAUAAAUAAAUUGGAUUUAUAGUUUAUCCUGAUCUUUAUUUUGGAGAAGUCCAGGCCUUGAUAUCGGACAGGAGAGGGCGUACAGAAGACCAGACAUAUUUAGACAACUCUAGAGUCAUGCUCAAAGUUAUAUUCCCUCUCAAUGAGAUUCUCGUUAACUUCUUUGAUGAAUUAAAGUCUGUAACAAAAGGAUAUGCUAGUUUUGAUUAUGAGGACUAUGGAUAUGAAGAAACUAAUUUGAGCAAGGUCAGUUUUACUAUAAACAAUGUUGAUGUAGAAGAGAUGACUCUUCUGUGCCAUUCCUCAAAUGCUCAAACAAUGUGUCGGAAAAUAUGUGCUCGUCUACAGGAAGCAGUUCCACGGCAACAAUAUAAAGUUCAGAUCAAAGGUCAAGUGAACAAUAAGCAUAUCUGUACAGAAGUCGUUAACCCAUAUAGAAAGGAUGUUACUGCCAAACUGUAUGGCGGUGAUGUGACGAGGAGGAAUAAACUGCUAGCUAAACAGGCCGAGGGCAAGAAGAAGUUGAGGAGUCUGGGAAAUAUACAAGUACCCAAAGAUGUAUUUAUUAAGGUUCUAACACAAAAAUAAAUUAUUUUUAAA
This is a messenger RNA of Saccostrea cuccullata (small rock oyster), 2121 nucleotides long. RefSeq names its product translation factor Guf1, mitochondrial-like. Gene Ontology annotation, molecular function: GTPase activity; GTP binding; mitochondrial ribosome binding. Lineage: Eukaryota; Metazoa; Mollusca; Bivalvia; Ostreida; Ostreidae. The record is from RefSeq and is a predicted model, not a curated record. The transcript is spliced from 17 exons. Gene Ontology annotation, biological process: positive regulation of translation. Gene Ontology annotation, cellular component: mitochondrion.